CUGAUGCUGUUGCUGUGAAUUUGAUUGACGCGAACAUGUCGGUGUGAUGGGGGAGCGCCGGGAUGCAGCUGAUGAUGGUCCAGAAGGGGAAUACGUGCAGUCAAAUCAGACGUUAUCGUUAAGAAAUAACACCUAACGUUUUCCUUUAUCAUCUAUAACAAAGAUGUCUGAAUUUGUGUUGCAUUUCACACGCGCGCAAUGGAUCUAGCUGAUGCCACCGCAGCGAGGAUCUGAUUUGUAUUUUUUCCUUCCUUCCUUCAAUAUCUGUGUAUUAUGGUAGAGUCAAGCCGGAGCAUCAAACAUAAACUGUGCAACCCUGAUGACAACACCGUCAGGAAAUCAGGAUAUCAACAAUGGAAUCGCCUUACACGUAGAGUCUAGUUUUUCAUGAUCACACACACACACACACACACACACACACACACCAUUAUUAGUGCUUUCACGAACGCACUAUCCAAGUGUUGUCUAAUCUGAUUGAGCGAAUAAAGUAGCCUGCACUUAAGAGACGGACCACUGCUCGCAAAUUAUGGACGAGGAGAAUAUGACCAAAAGCGACGAGCAUCAUCUGAGUUUGCAAAAAGCCUUGCAGCAGUGCGAACUGGUGCAAAACAUGAUAGACAUUAGUAUAUCCAGCUUGGAAGGUCUGAGGACCAAAUGUGCCACAUCCAACGACUUGACACAAAAAGAAAUCCGAACGCUGGAGGGUAAACUGGUGAAGUAUUUUAGUCGGCAGCUCUCUUACAAGCAUAAAGUGUCCUUACAGGAGCAGAAUGUGGAGUUGGAUGGAUUCCCGCAGCUGGGACACUGGUUCCGCAUUGUUAACAUGAGGAAGGAGGUUAUUGAGGAGAUCUCUCCAGGUGAGCUGACUCUGGAGACUCUGUUGGAGAUGUCGGAUGAGCAGGUGUGUGAGGCGCUGCAGAAGUUUGGAGCGAGUGAAGAAGAAUGUGCUCGGCUCAAUGCCUCGCUCACAUGUCUACGAUCAGCCCACAAAUCAGAACAACUUGAGGAUGACAAAUUACACAGUAAUGGAGAUUCCCCUCACCCGCAUUCGGACCGGCUGACCGUGGACCCUCACUCCGGCCUCUUCCCCUCGCCUCUGGAUAUGGGACAUCACUCUCUCCCUCCUUCCCCCAGACAGAGGCAUUUUGCCCACACCCCUCCUCGGACUCCCUUAGUGGUGAACACCAUGACCCCUCCAGGGACGCCGCAGGUCAGGCGCAGGAAUAAGCUGAAGGCCCCUGGAACCCCGCCGCCUGCCAGCCGGAAGCUCAUCCACCUUCUGCCAGGGUUCACGGCUCUGCACCGCAGCAAAUCCCACGAGUUCCAGCUGGGGAACAGAAUAGAUGACGCACAGACACCCAAAGCAAAAAAGAAGAACAAGCCGUUGAACCUGAAGAUCCACAGCAGUGUGGCUGGAAGCUGUGAAAACCUGCCGACCCAGCGCUCUCCUCUCCACUCCGAUCACUCACUCCGCUCCUUCUUUUUCCCCAAUUUUGUCCCUUCGACACCACCGGUGCACUCCGACACCCCCUCAGCAAAUACUCUGUCUGUUCCUCGCUGGUCUCCUCAAAUACCUCGCAGAGACUUCGGCAACUCCAUAAAACACAGGUUUUCCACGAAGUAUUGGAUGUCGCAGACAUGUAUCGUGUGCGGGAAAGGAAUGCUGUUCGGCUUAAAAUGCAAAAACUGCAAAUUGAAGUGCCACAACAAAUGCACCAAAGAAGCACCGCCCUGUCAUUUACUCAUAUACCACAGAGGAGGUAGGGACUCAUUCAGAGAUCAAGGAACAUCUCAAGGUAAGGAAGCAGCUCGUCAGCUCGUCAGGACCGAGUCGGUACCAUGUGACAUAAACAACCCCCUCAGGUACUCAGACCUCCAUAUUAGCCAGACUCUCCCCAAGACCAACAAAAUCAACAAGGACCACAUCCCUGUGCCGUAUCAGCCCGACUCCAGCAGUAACCCCUCCUCAACCACCUCCUCCACCCCAUCGUCUCCUGCACCCCCUCUGCCGCCCAGCGCGACGCCCCCAUCUCCUCUGCACCCUUCCCCGCAGAGCGCCAGACAGCAGAAACAGUCCAACCUUACAGCAUCUCAUUUCUACAAAUUCAAGCAGCAGUUCAUCUUCCCUGAUGUGGCCCCUGAGGCUCCCACCAGGGCCCCUCAAGUCAUUCUACACCCUGUUCUGUCUGAACCUGGUACCAGAGGGAGUCCCUUGCUACAAAUUGAGGUUGAGCCAACAUCUGAUAACGAGGAAGGCAAUGAUGAGGCCGAGGGUUCAGCGGACGAGUUCGAGGAGAUGAAUCUCUCCCUCCUGUCUGCACGGAACUUCCCACGUAAGGCCAGCCAGACCAGCAUCUUCCUGCAGGAGUGGGACAUUCCCAUGGAGCAGCUGGAGAUCGGAGAGCUGAUCGGGAAAGGUCGCUUUGGACAGGUCUACCACGGACGCUGGCACGGAGAAGUGGCCAUACGGCUAAUCGACAUUGAAAGAGACAAUGAAGAACAGCUGAAAGCGUUUAAAAGAGAGGUGAUGGCGUACAGGAACACACGGCAUGAAAACGUGGUCCUGUUCAUGGGAGCAUGUAUGAGACCCCCUCAUCUGGCCAUCAUCACCACUUUGUGUAAGGGCAGGACCCUCUACUCAGUGAUUCGAGAUGCAAAAGUCGUUCUCGACGUGAACAAGACUAGACAAAUCGCACAAGAGAUGGUGAAGGGCAUGGGCUACCUACAUGCCAAAGGGAUCCUUCACAAAGAUAUGAAAUCCAAGAAUGUAUUUUAUGACAAUGGGAAAGUGGUCAUCACCGACUUUGGCCUGUUCACAAUAUCUGGUGUUCUACAAGCAGGCAGUAGGAGAAAGGAUAAGCUGCGGAUCCCAAGUGGCUGGCUAUGUCAUCUCGCUCCUGAGCUCAUCCGUCAGCUCUCCCCCGACACCGCAGAAAACCAGCUUCCUUUCUCCAAACAGUCUGACGUCUUUGCCUUUGGCACUAUCUGGUAUGAGCUCCAUGCGCGUGAGUGGCCCUUUAAGAAUCAGCCAGCUGAAGUCAUUAUCUGGCAGGUGGGAAGUGGAAUGAAGCCCAUCCUCACUCAGAUCGGCAUGGGCAAGGAGAUAUCCGACAUCCUGCUGUUCUGUUGGGCGUAUGAACAGGAAGAGCGGCCCAGCUUCUCCAAGCUCGUGGAACUACUGGAGAAACUCCCGAAACGCAACCGUCGCCUGUCUCACCCAGUACACUUCUGGAAAUCAGCUGAGUAUGUGAAAUGAGCUAAGCUAAAGUAAAAACCGCCUGUUUAUAAAAUAAAC
Sinocyclocheilus rhinocerous is the source of this 3295-nucleotide messenger RNA. Its product is annotated as kinase suppressor of Ras 2-like. Gene Ontology annotation, biological process: calcium-mediated signaling; protein phosphorylation; Ras protein signal transduction. The record is from RefSeq and is a predicted model, not a curated record. Bases 527 to 3256 code for a protein of 909 amino acids. Gene Ontology annotation, molecular function: ATP binding; protein kinase activity. Lineage: Eukaryota; Metazoa; Chordata; Actinopteri; Cypriniformes; Cyprinidae. Gene Ontology annotation, cellular component: cytoplasm. The transcript is spliced from 21 exons.